Messenger RNA from Lucilia sericata (common green bottle fly), 4405 nucleotides. RefSeq lists its product as uncharacterized. Lineage: Eukaryota; Metazoa; Arthropoda; Insecta; Diptera; Calliphoridae. Gene Ontology annotation, molecular function: protein binding; guanyl-nucleotide exchange factor activity. The record is from RefSeq and is a predicted model, not a curated record.
CGGUUUUGCAGUCGACUUCUUCGGAUCAUUCUUCUGUGUGUAGUUUUUGUAAAAUUUAUUUUUGUUAAAUAUUUUCUAAAAAUAGUUAAAUAAUUUGUUGAAAAAUAUGUGCAAAAGUGAACGCUGAAGUUAAAGCAUAUAUAUAAUUAUAUAUUUUUAAAAAAUUCAUCUACAAAAUCAAGUGUCUAGAAUAGAAAAAAGUGUGGAAAAAUUACUCAUCAAAGAUAGAAAAAAAGGCAGAGUAUCUUCAAGAUUUUUCAUUUAAUUUUUUUCUUAACAUUGCAACUUUUGUGCUGCUGCCUCUGUUGCUGUUUUCCUGAGUCUGUCUGGCUGGUGUGUGCAUAAAAAUAAAUAUUAAAAAAAAGUGUUGCUUGUUUGUUUAAUUUUUCUUUCCUAUUUGGUGCCACAACAUAGCGACUGCUCGCUCUGCCGCAGUUGACGCAGCAAACGUCUUAACAAUAAGAAAAACUUAACAAUAAACUAAAAAAAUUAUAAUAAAUUUAUUGUUUUUUGUGUUAUUUUUUAUGGUAAAAGAAGUACACACAUCUAAACAUUUAUCAACCCACUAGAAAUUUUGUGCAGCGUAUAGCAGCUAUAACUGACAACAACAAAAUCUAAAUCGACAAAUAAUAUAAAAGCAUAAUUUUAAUAAAAAACAAAAAAAACUAAUAGUUGUUGUUGAUUGAUUUCUAUAUUUUACUGCCAGUGUUGGUUUUUAGUUUUUUUUUAUGUGUGAAAGAUAUGUUUUUUAAUUAAAAAAAGAAACAUACAUAAAUAAAUAAAGCAAAUAUACAAACAAAGCAAAAUAAAUAUUAAGUGAAUUCAAAUAUACAAAUAUUGAAGUGUUUCAAAUUCAAUACAUAAUAUCGUAUAGGUACUUGAGAACGUUCAACAUUAUAUAAAUCAAAUCAAAAUUUAAAGCGCCUUAUAGGAGAAGCAAUUCAACUCCAUAAAAAUUAAUUGCAACAUUUUUUGAAACUAUUUGUAUGCCCCACAAUAAGCAGAAAAUUAAACAAAACGACGUCUCUAAAUUUAGCGUUUAAAGAACAAAACAACAAAAUAUGGAUCAACCACUUAUAGUACAGGCCGAAUAUUCCUUUAAGGGGGGCAAUAAUGAUGAAUUGUGUUUCAAAAAAGGUGAUCUAAUCACGGUAACACAACGUGAGGAGGGUGGUUGGUGGGAAGGUACACUUAACGAUAAGACUGGCUGGUUUCCCAGCAAUUAUGUUAUGGAAUAUAAAGCUCCCCUCCCGAUCACAGACUCCAUCAGACCACCUGAGGAGAUUCAAGAAUAUAGAUCGGUUGUAUUAAAAGAUCUCUUGGAUUCGGAGAGAGCACAUGUUGCAGAGAUUCAGGGUUUACUGGAAAACUUUUUGGAGCCUUUGCAGCAGACACAAAUACUCAAUGCUGAUGAGUACGCUCAAUUAAUGUGCAAUUUUGUAGAGGUUGUCAAAACACACGAAGAGUUACUUACACAAAUGGAAGAGUGCAAUGAUCGUGUGGGUAAACUAUUUCUUAAUAAGGCACCAUAUAUGAAACAAGUACACCAAGCCUAUUGUGCACAACAUCCCAAAGCUAUUGUUAUAUUAGACAAAUAUAAAGAUGAAUUAGAAAAAUAUAUGGAACGUCAAGGUGCUGCCACUCCUGGCCUUUUAGUACUCACAACGGGUUUGUCAAAACCUUUCCGCCGUCUCGAUAAAUACUCGGCCAUGUUGCAGGAGUUGGAAAGACACAUGGAGAGCAGUCAUCCGGAUCGUGGUGAUACACAACGUAGUGUAGCGGUUUACAAAGAUAUUGCUGCCACCUGUUCUGCUACACGCAGACAAAAGGAACUAGAACUACAAGUAUUAACUGGCCCUGUACGUGGCUGGCAGGGUCAAGAAUUAAGUUCUUUGGGUGAAAUUAUACAUAUGGGCAGUGUAGCAGUUGGUUCCGAUCAUCGUGAUCGUUAUUUUGUUUUAUUUCCUCAGACAUUACUUAUAUUAAGUGUUAGUCAAAGAAUGAGUGCCUUUAUUUAUGAGGGCAAAUUACCGCUCACCGGUAUCAUAGUUAAUCGUCUCGAAGAUUCUGAUACCUUCAAAAAUGCCUUUGAAAUCAAUAGUCCUCUUAUUGAUCGUAUAGUAGCUGUGUGCCAAGGACCCAAUGAUGCUAACAAAUGGGUGGAAUUACUAACAUCUACCAAUGUCAGUAUGCCCAUUGGCAUUAAACGUCAACUUAGUAAUUUAAGUAAUGCCUCCAUAGGUGGUGCUCAUAUAUCCACACCACCCAAUCAUAUGUCCCCGCCAGCCAAUCUGAGCCUAUUAAGUCAACGCAUGAACAGUCAACAACAACAGCAACAAUCCACAACGAACUCAAUGGUGGGGAGAGAAAACCCAGUAACAGUAGUGGCAGCAGCACAAGCUCAGAGCGGUCAGCAACAACAGCUGCUACAGCAGCAGCAACAGUCGUCGUCGGCACUUCCGUCACAACACAAACGGAGCCUUUCGUUCAAUCAUCACCUCAGUUACAAUCAAUACACACACACUCAGCAUCAACAGCCUCAUCAAAUGCAUCAUCAACAACAACCACCAAGUCUACCAAAUCAUCCAGUGGCAGCUCAAAACCACAAAUCAAAUUUAGUCCAGACAUCGAACAGUAUUUCGAAGAUAAUGGGCCCAGCACUUCCAGCACAAAACAUGGCCACAAACGCAAGGACCGGAAGCACAAAAGCUAAUUGGAGCAUAACAAAUAUGCGUCCAGCACCACCCCUACGACCUAAUCUUUUGAACUCCAAUACUACCAGUGGCGGUGGCAGUAGUGGGAGUCGAAGUGAUGGUGUGGCCAGUUUGAAUUCCUUAUCCAGUUAUUGUAGUGGUCGUAAAAAUCAACCAACUUUUGAAGAAGAUGCCUUAGUGUUGCGUGUUUUUGAAGCCUACUGUGCUGCCUACCAAAAUACUACACGUAAUACCAUACACUCGGCCUUGCAACCAUGGACACCUUGUUUGCCAAUACGUGGUGGCAAAUUAAAAACCAGUAAACAUUUUUCAACAUCAAAUCCACAUCUUCCAUUUUUGUGUAAUACAGGAGUGCAAUUUCCUGGCGCCACCAAUGUAAAUAAUAAACAAAACUCAACUAGUAGUCUUAAUUCAUCGUAUAUCUGGCGUGAAGCAAGUCCCAACAAUUUCAAUUUGUAUUCAUCCUCCAUAUCGUCUUUAAAUGCCACAGGUUAUCGUUACUCAUUGACGGGUUCUACGGGUGCAGGAGGAGUUAGCGGAGGAGCAGGAGGUCCUGUUAAUAAUGCCACCAAUACUUCUUCAGGUACUAGUGGUUUGGAUUAUAGAGCUUUAUCAGAGGAGAGAGCUACACGAAAAUCUUUGAAUCGUUUGAAAAGUGGUUUUGGUUCCGGUUACGAUAAUAUAUUCAUGACUCCCCUCUUGCCACGUAAAAACAAGGGCUCUCCCAAGAUUGUAAAGAAUUCGGCUAACUAUCAACGACCUCCUACUCCGGUGAGAAACUUAUCCGAAGAUAGACAAUCCUCCACUAGUAGUGUUAACAAACAGCUGCCUAAUCAUCCGGGUCUAUACGAUCGGCGUUUGAAUCGUUCAUUUGAAACCAGCACUUCACAUCGUUAUGCUGGCUAUGGUGGUGGUUAUAUGAUGGGCUAUGGCCUCAAGUCCACUUCUUUAAGGCGUAGUACACCUCAACUGCCUGCGGAUGGUGUAGACAGUGAUGAUCCCGAUUGUCAUCAAAUGGCACAAAAAGGCUGCACCGAAGCGUUACUGAGAAAUGGUCAUGGAGCGGCGGCUGGAUCAAGCACUUGUGCUGGGGGAAAUGGCGGUGAUGGUGAUUCUCAAGGACAUGCGGGCAAUUGGUGUUGUGGGUUGGAAAAUGAGGAUAUGACACCAACUCUACGUCAAUUAUGGACUGCCAUACGACAAUUGCAACAGGAUAUGACACAGAUUAAACAGAUUAUCAAUGAUGAAGUUGCUUUGCGUGUUAAUUUGCAACAAUUGUUGAUGCAACAUUUAGAAACUGGCAGUACGUCCAGUAGUAAUACACCGAAAUGUUGACUAUGGAAGUAAUAUAUUACUGGUAGGAUUGUUCGAUCGAUUUGUUUAACAACAACUAUUUGCGACAAUCGUUUGUACGUACUGCUCUAUAAAUAAAUUAUAUAUUAAUCUAUUUAACAAAAACAAAUAUAUAUAUAUUUAAAUCAUUAAGAAACGAUCAACGAACUAUUGUUUAAAAUAUAAACAUAAUAUUUUAUAAUUAAUUAAAUUAACAAACACAGUUGUAUUUUGUAUUGUUUUAUAACGUAUUCAUAGCUAUUACAAGUAUGUAUUUUCAUCUUCUAAAUUUUAUUAGAAAUUAUUAUAUAACUGUGUUUGUUUUUUUUUAUUAAAUAUUUAUAAAAAAAUUUCUAUUU